Molecule: messenger RNA, 2716 nt
Organism: Salvelinus fontinalis (brook trout)
Lineage: Eukaryota; Metazoa; Chordata; Actinopteri; Salmoniformes; Salmonidae
Product: zinc finger protein ZFP2-like
Exons: 2
Coding region: 240-1829 (529 amino acids)
Cellular component (GO): nucleus
Source: RefSeq, a predicted model, not a curated record
UGGACGGGACGCGACACUUCUUCAACAAGGACAACAGGCUACUGAUUAAACCACCUCGGUUGUUUGCUAGCAAACAUAAAACCGGUCAAAUUUAGACAUUUUUUGUGUAUAUUAACCUCAGUGUUUUAAACACACUGUCUGCGAAUUUACUAGUUAAUCUAUUUACUUUAAUAUUUACGUUGUCAGCUAGCUAGCUGUUUUAGUUAGCCUUGCACUAGGCUAGUCUAACGUUCCCGACCAUGAGUUCACUACCCUACUCCCCACCUGCUAAAGAAGAGGAGGUCUGCUGGACGGAGAAAGAAUCUCCCGUGAAAGAGAAGGAAGAGGAGGCUGUCACAGUUAAAAUGGAAGUAGAGGGUGAGGCUGUUACAGUGAAAGAGGAGGUGGAUGUUACUGUCGAAGAAGAGGAAGACGGGUUCAGAGUGAAAGAGGAGGAUGUUACAGUGAAAGAAGAGGCUGCAGUUGAAAAAGUGAAAGAGGAGGAGGAUGAGAUUACUGUCACAGUGAAAGAGGAGGAAGAAGAGAAGAAUGAAGAUCUGAUUAACACCUGUGAGAAUGGACAUCUGAUUAACACCAGUGAGAAUAGAGAUCUGAUUAACACCAGUGAGAAUAGAGAUCUGAUUAACACCAGUGAGAAUGGACAUCUGAUUAAUACACGUGAGAAUAUAGAUCUGAUUAACACCAGUGAGAAUGGACAUCGGAUUAACACCAGUGAGAAUAGAGAUCUGAUUAGCACCAGUGAGAAUAGAGAUCUGAUUAACACCAGUGAGAAUAGAGAUCUGAUUAGCACCAGUGAAAAUGGACAUCUGAUUAACACACGAGAGAGACAAGACUCUCACGCUGACAGCGAAAAGUGUCUUUCAGAAGAACCAGAGACAUCCAAACCAGCAAGACGACGCAACUCUUCCCAAUGUGGAAAGAGUUUUACCAAGUAUGGGAGCCUUAAAAAGCAUGAGACCACACACACAGGAGAAAAGACCUACGAAUGUUCGCAGUGUGGAAAGAGUUUUACAAGGUUAUGGAACCUAAAAGAACAUGCGAGGACACACACAGGGGAAAAGCCUCAUCACUGCUCCCAGUGUGGAAAGAGUUUUAUCCGGUUAAGCCACCUGAAAGAACACAAGAGAACGCACACAGGGGAGAAGUGUUAUUACUGCUCCCAGUGUGGAAAAGGUUUUAUCCAGUUAAGGAAACUGAAAAUGCAUGAAAUGACACAUACAGGGGAGAAGCCCUACCACUGCUCCGAGUGUGAAAACAGAUUUGUUUCAUCAGGCGCCCUGAAAUCACAUAAGAGAACACACACAGGGGAGAAGCCAUACCUCUGUUCCCAGUGUGGAAAGAGUUUUAGCUGGCCAGGGCAACUGAAAGAGCAUGAGAGGACACACUCAGGAGUGAAGCCUUACUAUUGUUCCCUGUGUGGAAAGAGUUUUACCCAUUUAGGAAACUUAAAAAGGCAUAAAAGAUCACACACUGUAGAGAAGCCGUAUCAAUGCUCCCAAUGUGAAAAUGUGUUUUUAUCACCAUGGGAUCUGAAAAAACAUGAGAGAACACACUCUGUAGAGAGGCCUUUCAAAUGUUCUCAGUGUGGAAAGAGAUUUAUCCAACGUUGUCAUUUGAAAGCACAUGAAAAAAUACACACAGGUGAAAAACCAAUGUGCUCUCAUUGUGGAAAGAGUUUUACCCAGUUAGGGAGCCUAAAAGAGCAUGAGAGGACACACACGGGAGAGAAGCCAUACCACUGUUCUCGAUGUGGAAAGAGUUUUACCCGGUUGUGGUGCCUGAAAGCACAUGAGAGAACGAAGAAGCUAUGUUCUGACUUAUGUUGUUGACUGAGAAUGUGUUUUUGUUCAUGUCACAUAACAUCAACUUGGUUCGAUGCUUAGUUGCUGCCUACUUUUUUUAAACUUAUAAAUAUACUCAUUGAUUCUUGAUGAAUAUAACUUAUAAAUGCCUCAAGAGCUUAGUUCAACUGUCAUACUCAGAUUUCAAAAUACAUGCUUGAUUUGCUCCAAUGUUUGUAAACGAUGUAAAUGUAAACAAACAUUGUAUAAGCCUCAAAACAUAGUUAAAACUAUAAUUUUCAUAUUAUGGAAGGUCAGUACUUGCAUCCAUAGCUCCGUCUAUUAAUUUGAUAGUGGUUACAUUUCUCCAGGCCCCAUCCCUCAGCCUUUUACCAAAACAGAGGCAGGGCGCCCGUUUAGUUAUUGUUUCAACUAAGGAUUCUAGCUUUAAAACGUCAAAUAUAGCCGUUUUUUAAAAUCUCAAUAUCAAGUCAUUUCUGGGUAAUAAUUAGGUACCUUACUGUGAUUGUUUUCAAUUCAAAUGGUCAAAACAAAAAAUAACUUCUUAGAAAAGAGCAAUUUCUCAAGCAAGAAUUUUGAUAGGACUGAGUGGGGAGGGAACAACUGAACUAGCUGUUACUGGCAGAGAGGUUUUGAUAGGACUGAGUGGGGAGGGAACAACUGAACUGGCUGUUACGGGCAGAGAGGUUUUUGAACUUUCUUUCUUAUUGAUCUGAUAAUUAAUUUACUGCCUAUUGAUGAUAUCAAGAACGCCAAAACGCCAUCCUGCCAAAACAAACUGAAAUUUCAGGCGGUCUUUUCAAACGGCUCUGACACUAAAAAGGCAUGAUCAUAAUUUUCACAGUAUUAUUCCAUUAAGUAUGUCAGUUUUAAUAGCAAGCAUGACAGUUUCAAUUUGUACGCUCUCUGUGAUU